Messenger RNA from Mytilinidion resinicola, 1567 nucleotides. RefSeq lists its product as uncharacterized. The record is from RefSeq and is a predicted model, not a curated record. The transcript has a single exon. Lineage: Eukaryota; Fungi; Ascomycota; Dothideomycetes; Mytilinidiales; Mytilinidiaceae. The coding region runs from base 157 to 1407 and encodes 416 amino acids.
CUAUUUGAAUCCGCCCAAUGGAGCAGCGGAGGAGAUGAAUCCGACCAAUGGAGCAGCGGAGAAAUUUGACAUUAUACAUGUCGACAUGCAUGGAACGAUGAAGGUGCCAGUGCACCAAGGCGACGGUUGGUAUGUGUACUUCGAAAUUCUCACGAGAUGUUAUCUGAUUGGGUGUGCUCUAGCUCUGCAGAGAAACCCCAUUUGGUUUUCACCCAGGCGCCAUUCAGUGAGCCUUAUGUCUCGGCCACGGAGCUUGCGGAUACGCUUCACGAUCGGACAAAAGCGCUUGUGGUGAAUGCUUGUAAUGAAAGUAGCCUCACGGGAGAACUGGGCAUCCAAAUGAUCCGCGUGUUUCUGAACCAAUACGUGGAUUGUAUCGCCGCGACCAGUUACCGGCUAGAAGUAACACCAGCCAAGAUAUAUUACCCUACUUUUUACAUGUCCCUUCUGCUUAAUGGGAGUCUCAACAAGGCAGCAGCAGAAGGUCGACAUGCGUUACGCAAAAAUCUGAGAAGACAAGGUGAUGAAGAAAGAGAUGAUCACUAUGUUCACUGGAAUUGGUCCAUUUAUCCAGACAUCCAAGUGGGAGAGGACCCCGCACCCUCGUUUCGUUUGCUGUUUUUGAUGCUUUUAGAGUGCAUCCCCCGAAUUAUCGCCAUCUUUUGCGCCUUCAUUUCCUCCAAUCGCGAUAUGUGGCGCUGCACCCAAGCGGAACGCUAUCCCAUGUAUAACGUUCAUCGAAAUUUCAAGAAGAUAGAGAGCCAUGUUUGCAGCGCAAAACAAUUCAACGUCCCAGGCAUCACUCUUGAGGCCCUCGACAUCGAAUACCAACUCAGAAAGGAUGAGAACCUAUCCAUCUACUUACAUCCUCCCCACAAAAACGCAUUGCAUGGACUGUCAAGCAUCAAGAACCUAGUCCGAACAAUGGUCCGAAUUUGGGUCGAAACAAAUUUCGUCGCUGAGGCUGUGGUCCUCAGUGUCAAAGAGAUGCUCAAACUCAGCGAAUCCUUGAAAGAGAGAAAGAUAACCAGAUACGAUGCCAAAUUUAGAAAGAGAUCCGGCAAACCCAGGAAGGAUCAGGCGGAGUGGUGCUGGUAUCAAGCUGACAACGUUCAGGGACGGAAGCAGCCUGAAGUCAAGAGCAUGCUUGUGAUUGAAGACAUCCAGUCGCUUGUCGAGGACAAGUCAAAACGACAGGAAAAGGUUUUGAACCGAAUUAGACAAGUCGCAGGACAAAUGGAGGGAAGAUUCUUCGUGAUAACUAUUGGAGGAUUGCUGGAGAAUGAAUGGAGAACAAGUCUUCCAAACUCGUUCGCAGACGGGGCCAUUGGAAAAAAAUGGGUGAGGCCUACAGUCAUGAUGAUUCCCUACAACAACAAUAGUGAGCUGUCAGCGACCUUUAAAUAAUAUAGCUGUGCACAGUCUUCGAAAUAGAGUCAUCGUUACACAAUAGAAGUCAAUCUUCCGCUCUGAGUCUCUGACAGUUCGUUCUACUCAUCGUCAUCUGCUUUUCCGCCAUCGGGGCCUCGUUAUGCUAGAAGACGCAAUACUGUCAGUCAAUCAGCGA